Pogoniulus pusillus (Red-fronted tinkerbird) is the source of this 2743-nucleotide messenger RNA. It is a transcript of the gene ASPA, whose product is annotated as aspartoacylase. The record is from RefSeq and is a predicted model, not a curated record. The coding region runs from base 270 to 1304 and encodes 344 amino acids. The transcript has 7 exons. NCBI's taxonomy places the organism in Eukaryota, Metazoa, Chordata, Aves, Piciformes, Lybiidae. Gene Ontology annotation, cellular component: cytosol. Gene Ontology annotation, molecular function: hydrolase activity, acting on ester bonds; hydrolase activity, acting on carbon-nitrogen (but not peptide) bonds, in linear amides.
UGUAAGGAAUUGCAGCCCUUGCAAGCACUGCCGGCCGUAAAAUAUAAACUAUACAUACUAGCAGUUAGUGUUUGCGUUUUGCCUUUCACUCUUCCAACUGCUGUGCUGGUUAAAUUCUGCAAACCAAGAUUCAGAGCAUGAGUCAUUUUUUUCAGGCAGCGUGUAAAUAGCUGCUUUGGCACCACUGCUAAAGAGGCUGGGGUCAAAGGACAGUACAGACUGUCCAGUGCUGUAAAAUACAACUUUACUGCUUUGUUUAAUAAAUUACUAUGAUUAAAUAUCUGACAGCUUUGAAGCACAGCAGUAAUACAGCUGAAUGGCAAUUGUUAGAGCUGCUGCAAAGCAUGAUUUCCUCCUCUGUUGUUGAUAAACCCCCGGUAAGACGGGUUGCUAUCUUCGGAGGAACUCAUGGCAAUGAGUUAUCGGGGAUAUUUUUGGUCAAGCACUGGCAAGAGAAUGGAGCUGAGAUUCAAAGGAGAGGAGUGGAAGUGAAACCAUUUCUUACCAACCCAAGAGCUGUGAAGAAGUGCACUAGAUACAUUGACUGUGAUCUGAACCGUGUUUUUGACCCUGAUAAUCUUGGCAGGACAGUGGUGGAAGAUAUUCCAUAUGAAGUGAGAAGGGCUCAGGAAAUCAAUCAUAUAUUUGGCCCCAAAGGUAGUGAUGAUGCGUAUGACCUUAUUUUUGACCUUCACAACACCACUUCUAACAUGGGUGGUACCCUUAUUCUUGAAAGCUCCAGGGAUGACUUUACAAUUCAAAUGUUUCAUUAUAUCAAGAACGCUCUGGCUCCAGAACACUGCCCGGUUCUGCUGAUUGAGCAUCCCAGCUUGAAAUAUGCAACAACUCGAUCGAUAGCAAAACAUCCUGUUGGUGUGGAGGUGGGUCCCCAGCCACAGGGUGUUCUUAGAGCUGAUAUUUUGGACAAAAUGAGGAAGAUUGUCAAACAUGGCCUUGAUUUUGUGCAACUUUUUAACGAAGGAAAAGAAUUUCCACCAUGCACAAUUGAGGUUUUUAAAAUCAUGGAGAAAAUAGAUUAUCCCAGGAAUAAGGAUGAUGAAGUUAUUGCCAUUAUUCACCCUAAAUUGCAGGAUCAAGACUGGCAGCCACUGAACAAUGGUGAUCCUCUCUUUUUGACUCUUGAUGGAGAAGUAAUUGCAUAUAAAGGGGACUGUACAGUCUAUCCAACUUUUAUCAAUGAAGCUGCAUACUAUGAAAAGAAACAAGCUUUUGUAAAGACAGCAAAACUGAAACUCUCUGCAAAGCACAUCAGAUCCUCAGUCUCAGCCCAGAACAUUUCUUAAAAGCUUCUUACAGAUUUUCAGUACACAAGGUGAAUUUCUUCUCUGAAAUCCAGUGUGACAGGGCAGGAAUUCAUGGAAUGAAUAAAUAAGCACAGAAUCUAAUUUUAAAUUGUAAUUUAAUUAACAUUGCUGAGCACUUCUAAGAUGAAAGAUACUGCCAAUAAUGCUGAUUAUGAUUGUUUACUUGUUUUAAUACUUACUAGAGACUCAAAGAAGAAACAGCAGCUUUCUGAAGUUUGUUAGUUCACACUGUAUAAAAUGAUGAAACAAUGUACCACAGAGGGGCUAAGUGGCUAUAAAAUUGAAGCCAGCACCACAUAGAAAGGUGCUCACCCACAAAAGGACACUAUAUUAAAAUUGGCAGCAUUUCUACUUCAUACACCCAACCCCCCCGUAAAUAGCACUCCUGUACAUGAGGUGAUCCUUGAAACUAAUUCCUCAGAUAAACAAACUCCAUGAGACAGAGGAAAGGAGGGAGAGAAACAGAGGGAGGGUCUGGAUAUCAUCUGCAUUUCUGCCUGAGCCCUGCUGUGCUUAAGUGGAAGCCUGAGGGUUUGGGCUGUUUGAUAUAUAUAUACACACACACACUUAUGAAGGUAUAAACUGAGCUCAAAACAGGGUUUCUGAGACAAAUACACUCAAGUGAAAUGUGAAGCUUGUUAGGUUUAAAUUAUUACAAGACUAAUUCAAGCUGUUCCUGAUUUAACAUUAAUCUAAAGACAAAACCAUUGAAUUUCAAAAGUGUCUAGUAGUGGGAAACAUACUGCAGCAAUAAUCAGAUUCAGGGACAAGUUGUGCUCACCUCAUGGAAACUGAACAAAGUCUCCAUUGCAGUGGAGACAGGGGAAGUUCACAGAUUUAUGGCUGUCUAGGUGUGUCCACCUGCUGCUUAUAACAUUUUCUAAGUAAAAUUAUGGUCAGCUGCUGCACCUCAGAUGUUUUCAGUGAAGAAGGCAAGGUUAGGUAACUAAUUACUCAGGUUUUGAUGAACACAAAUGCCCAAACCAUACCUGAAGAUUUCAGAAUGGGAACUAAGAGGAAUUCCACAUCAGGAGGCUUCUGAGAAUUUUGAGACUGACUUGGUCUGUAUUUGCCAAGAGACAGCUUCUCAGAGGAGCUGAAAAAGAGGAGAAAAUGGAGAUAUAAUUAAUUUUCUGAAGUUUUUAACACAUUUGUCAAUAAUUUGGAUGAGAGAAAACAUUACUGUACCUUUAUGUAACAGUCCCAGUUAAUUUCUGAAAGAUUCAUGCUCUAGGUGAACCCUGAAUUCUGUCUUUUGAAAAGUGAGGUCUGUCUUAUUUUCUACUACGCCAAAAACCCUUUUCCCCUUGCUUUGUGUAACUCCUAUAGCAAUAAAAUAAAACCAGAGGACAGAAUGCUUAUUGAAUGACAAGUUUUAUUUCUUUAAUUUAAAUAAACAUUGUAUAAAAAGUACCAAA